AUGGGAGCUCCCAUUGCAUUACCUCUUUCAAAUACCAAUGCUACAACACCUAAAAAGAAGAAAAUGCCAUCUCAAUUGAUCAUGGCUUUCGUUAUCGGCUUCUUUUUUAUCUGCUUCUUUGGUGUUGAUACAAUGUAUCGCCGUAGCAGUGCACUCUGUGACAAUGCAUGUGAUUUCUCAGUAUCAUCUUCAUCACUACCUGACGAUACAACCAUAACGCCAAUUGAAGUUGACGACACUAUUAUAAUGCCACCCAAGCCCAAGUCAUAUCCAUACACCAUUGUUACUGCAUCCAGUGCCAACCAUUUAUGCGCACUUGAAAGCUUCUUGUACUCAUUGAACGACUUGCGACCCGAAGUGGAUGAAUUCCCUCGUAUCGUUGUUUACAACAUUGGCAUGAAUCGUACUCAGCUACCAGUGUUGGACCAACUUGUAGCCCAUGGCCUUAUUGACGAGCUUGUCACCUUUGACUACUUCCGAUAUCCACGCUUUUGGGAUGUAGCCAUUGCCGCUGGUGAAUACGCAUGGAAGACCGGCAUCGUUUAUGAAGUCGCUCAAAAGUAUCCCGAUGAUGUUCUUGUUUGGUUGGAUGCAGGCAACAUGGUCACUGCCGACUUCUUAAAACAUGCACCCGAACUUGUAAAAAGCCAUGGUGGUUUUUGGUCGCCACGAAGCUCAACACGCAUGAGUCGCUGGACCCAUCCAGGAAUGUUUGAGUACUUUGGCGAGAACCCAGCUGACUAUGGUCGCUACAGCAAUUGCAAUGGCGCAGCUGUUGGCUUUGAUUUGACGAAUGCCACCGCUCGUGCAAUUGUUGACACUUGGUUUUCGUGUGGUCUAGACAAGCGUUGUAUUGCUCCACCAGGUUCUUCACGUGCCAACCAUCGUCAAGAUCAGGCUGUGCUUACCUAUCUCGCUUACAAGAAUGGAUUCGAAUGCACACGCUAUCCUGCUCGUUACCAUGGUCUUCAAAUUCAUCGUGAUGUAGCAUGUGCUGCUAAUCUCCUUGAGCGUGAUGUACAAGGCAACCUUCAUCAUCCAUCGGCUGUUGAUUAUCCAAAAUGGCAACGAUCGGAUACUCUCCAAUUAUACAAUCAUCCAGAAUGGCGCUAUCCAGAAGAUCAAGUCCCAGAACACAUUGCACAAUUAAUGCAUCCCCCUGUCUAG
Messenger RNA from Lichtheimia ornata, 1167 nucleotides. RefSeq lists its product as uncharacterized. The record is from RefSeq and is a predicted model, not a curated record. The transcript is spliced from 3 exons. Lineage: Eukaryota; Fungi; Mucoromycota; Mucoromycetes; Mucorales; Lichtheimiaceae. Bases 1 to 1167 code for a protein of 388 amino acids.